AUGAAGCUCGCUGCUACCUGGGCAUUGGCGGCCCUGGCGGCUCAGGCUGCUGGUGCAGCAAUCUCCCAUAAGCUCAAUGGCUUUACAAUUACAGAGCACCCUGAUCCUGCGAAAAGAGAGCAGCUCCAGAAAUACGUUACCUGGGAUGACAAGUCGUUGUUCAUCAAUGGCGAGCGCCUCAUGCUUUUCAGUGGUGAAGUUCAUCCAUUUCGUCUACCAGUCCCAUCUCUGUGGAUCGAUAUUUUCCAGAAAGUCAAGGCCCUUGGCUUCAACUGUGUAUCCUUCUAUGUGAAUUGGGCUUUGGUAGAGCACAAGCCCGGCCACUACCGAGCUGACGGUAUCUUCGACUUGCAGCCUUUCUUUGAUGCUGCGCAGGAGGCCGGUAUCUAUCUUCUAGCUCGCCCUGGCCCUUACAUCAACGCCGAAGUUUCUGGAGGCGGCUUCCCUGGAUGGCUGGCGCGUGUCAAUGGUACCCUUCGGACGAGGGAUGAAGCAUACCUCAACUCAACUAACAAUUAUGUCGCUCAUGUUGCUGCGACGAUCGCCAAAGCUCAGAUCACGAACGGGGGGCCGAUUAUCCUGUACCAGCCAGAGAACGAGUACACAAGUGCUUGCUGUGGGGUUGAUAACUUCCCAGAUGGCGUCUACAUGCAAUACGUUGAGGACCAGGCUCGUAAUGCGGGUAUUGUCAUCCCACUAAUAAGCAACGACGCGGCUCCAGAGGGGCAUGAGGCUCCGGGGACUGGAGUGGGUGCGGUCGAUAUUUACGGCCAUGACGGCUAUCCACUUGGCUUCGAUUGCUCGAAUCCUACUGUCUGGCCGAGCGGCGAUCUUCCUACCAAUUACUGGUCUCUGCAUGAGCAGCAGAGCCCUACCACACCAUAUUCUAUUGUUGAGUUCCAAGGUGGUGCCUUUGACCCCUGGGGUGGAAGUGGGUUUGAUAACUGUGCUGAGCUUCUGAACAACGAGUUCGUGCGGGUCUUUUACAAGAACAACUUUAGCUUCCGCGUUGCAUUUAUGAAUCUGUACAUGAUCUUCGGUGGUACCAACUGGGGCAACCUUGGACAUCCUGGAGGAUACACUUCUUACGAUUAUGGUGCAGCUAUCUCCGAGUCUCGCAACAUCACUCGUGAAAAAUACAGCGAACUCAAGCUUCUCGGAAACUUCAUGAAGGUCACGCCGGGUUAUCUGCUGACAGCCCCCGGAAACUCCACAAGCUCUACAUAUACAAGCACUUCGGAUCUGACUGUCACUCCACUUCUCGGAAGUAACAGCUCGGCUUCGUCUUUCUUCGUCGUUCGCCAUUCCGAUUAUUCCAGCCGAGACUCCGUGGAAUACACGCUGAAGCUACCAGUUGCUGGUAAUGUUUCGAUUCCUCAGCUUGGCGGCAAACUGACGCUUGGUGGUCGCGACUUGAAGAUUCACGUUGUGAACUAUGACGUGGCAGGAACGAACGUUCUUUACUCCACGGGUGAAAUUUUCACUUGGAAGAAGACGGAUAACGGAAAAAUCCUUGUCUUAUAUGGCGACACAGGCGAGCACCAUGAGCUCGCCGUUUCGGGGGCGUCUAAGUCUUCCGUUGUGGAAGGUUCGUCGUCUGGCAUUACUUCCAAAAAGGUCGGAUCGGCCCUGAUCAUUGGAUGGGAUGUGUCGACAAGUCGUCGCAUCGUUCAGGUAGAUGACCUGAGGAUCAUUUUGCUGGACCGAAACUCUGCUUAUAAUUACUGGGUCCCACAACUGUCUUCAAAUGGUUCAGUCGGCUAUAGCUCGCAGGAAACCACCGCCUCGUCAGUCAUUGUUAAGGCUGGCUACCUUGUUCGAACCGCAUCCCUGCAGGGUAGUGAUUUGCAUAUCAGCGCCGACUUCAAUGCUACUACAACCGUGGAGGUCAUCGGAGCUCCAUCAUCGGCGAAGAAGAUUGUUAUCAACAAUCAGACUCUUGAUACAACGGUAGAUAAAAACGGCAUUCUGUCUGCCAGAGUUCACUAUAAGGCCCCAAAGUUCAAAUUUCCAAGUCUGAAAGACUUGCCUUGGAAGUCCAUCGAUACGCUGCCGGAGAUCCAAACCUCAUAUGACGACUCGGCCUGGACCGCGGCCAACCACCCUUAUACCAACAACAGCGCCAAUCCCAUCAAGACCCCAACUUCCUUGUACUCGACCGACUAUGGCUUCAGCACUGGAACGUUCAUUUACCGCGGCUCAUUUGUCUCCGCGGGCAAUGAGACAAGCUUUGCUUUCCACACUGAGGGAGGUCUGGGCUACGGGCAUUCCGCUUGGAUCAAUUCAACCUUCAUUGGAUCCUGGAUUGGAAGUGUCUUCAGGCCGGGAGAGACGUACGUCCUUACCAUCGUUAUUGACAAUAUGGGCUUGGACGAAAACAACGGCCCCGGCUAUGAAGGAACUAAAGACCCUCGUGGUAUCCUAGACUAUACUCUCUCAGGCAGAUCCGCCGAUGCCAUUACCUGGAAGCUCACCGGAAAUCUCGGUGGCGAAGACUAUCAAGACCUCACCCGUGGUCCUCUCAAUGAAGGUGGUCUCUACGCUGAACGCCAAGGCUUCCACCAGCCCGAGCCACCAAGCCAGGAGUGGAAUACCAGCAGCCCUUUCACAGGCGUAUCGCAGGCUGGUGUCCAAUUUUAUAGUACAAGCUUCGAUCUGGACCUGCCCAAGGGAUGGGAUAUCCCUUUGUACUUCGACUUCAGGAACUCGAGCUCGUCGCCGGCGCCGUAUCGUGUCCAGCUCUUCGUGAACGGAUACCAGUACGGGAAAUAUGUCAGCAAUAUUGGCCCCCAGACUGCAUACCCUGUUCCGGAGGGUAUUUUGAACUACCAGGGCAGAAACUGGAUCGCUUUGACCCUUUGGGCUCAAGACCAGAACGGUGCUAAGCUUGGUGGACUUGACUUGAUCUCUACUACUCCUGUUCUGACUGCUUUGCGUGGUGUCGAGUCGGUCGACCAGCCUAAGUACCAAAAGCGCAGUGGCGCUUAUUAG
This is a messenger RNA of Penicillium chermesinum, 2991 nucleotides long. Its product is annotated as glycoside hydrolase family 35 protein. Gene Ontology annotation, cellular component: vacuole. Lineage: Eukaryota; Fungi; Ascomycota; Eurotiomycetes; Eurotiales; Aspergillaceae. Bases 1 to 2991 code for a protein of 996 amino acids. The record is from RefSeq and is a predicted model, not a curated record. The transcript has 8 exons. Gene Ontology annotation, biological process: carbohydrate metabolic process. Gene Ontology annotation, molecular function: beta-galactosidase activity.